Aspergillus novofumigatus IBT 16806 is the source of this 791-nucleotide messenger RNA. Its product is annotated as glutathione S-transferase family protein. Gene Ontology annotation, cellular component: cytoplasm. The transcript has 2 exons. Bases 24 to 737 code for a protein of 237 amino acids. The record is from RefSeq and is a predicted model, not a curated record. NCBI's taxonomy places the organism in Eukaryota, Fungi, Ascomycota, Eurotiomycetes, Eurotiales, Aspergillaceae.
AUCUACGAACACAGAACAGCAACAUGUCCGCUCCAAAAAUCACCCUCUACACCAACCACCGAUGCCCCUGGGCCCACAGAGCGCAUAUCGCCCUCAAGGAGCUCGGCCUUGACUACGAAGAGGUCAUCAUCGAUCUGAACACACCCCGAGAACCAUGGUACCUUGAGAUCAACCCGCGCGGUCUCGUCCCCACCAUCUCCUACAACGGCAACAUCAUCACCGAGUCAGCCAUCGUCGCCCAGUUCCUCGCAGACGCGCACCCAUCCCACCUCCUUCCUCCCUCUAACAGCGUCGAAGGCGCCCUGCAGCGCGCCCGCAUCGCCUUCUUUGUCGAUACCUUCUUCAGCAAGGUCCAGUCGCAGGUCCUGGCUUCUAUGCGCGCCACCAGCGACGAGGACCGCGCUGCAGCCGGCGAUGCUAUCGUCGCGGCGGUUGAGAAGGAGAUCGAACCCAUUCUGGCCUCGCAGAAGGGAUCCGGUCCGUUCUUCGGUGGGAGUGAGAAGUUGACCCUGGCGGAGGUGUUGACUGGUUCGUUCCUGUUACGGUUGCUGUCGUUGCAUAAGCCUGAGCAUGGACUGCUGAGGGAGGAUUUGCCGGAGCUGUUGGAGAAGAAGACUCCGGCGUUUACGAAAUGGGCCAAGGCGACGGUGCAGCAGGAGAGUGUGAACUUUAUCUGGGAUGAGAAGAGCGUUGCGGAGCUGACGAAGAAGAAGAUUGCGUCGCUGGCUCAGAAGUGAUCGCCCUGUGCGUAUAUCAGUAUUUGAAUAACGGCCUAUAAUGAUAUGACUUGU